This is a messenger RNA of Talaromyces amestolkiae, 1164 nucleotides long. RefSeq lists its product as uncharacterized. NCBI's taxonomy places the organism in Eukaryota, Fungi, Ascomycota, Eurotiomycetes, Eurotiales, Trichocomaceae. The record is from RefSeq and is a predicted model, not a curated record. The transcript has 4 exons. The coding region runs from base 1 to 1164 and encodes 387 amino acids.
AUGGCUAAUAUUAUGACUGUUGCCCCUGUGCCGAAGAGCUUGCUUGGCUACCACCGUCAGCUAGCUCCAAAUGCCGCUGUCAAAGUUAGCCCACUGUGUCUUGGUUCUAUGGGUUUUGGAAAUAGCAUGAAAGAUUUGAUGGGAGAGUGUGACAAGGACGCUUCUUUCAAGAUCCUAGACUUCUUUUACGAAAAUGGUGGUAAUUUCAUUGAUACUGCAAAUGUAUAUCAGCACGGCGAGUCGGAGCAAAUCAUUGGCGAGUGGAUGAAGAUGCGAGAAAAUCGUGACGAGAUAGUUUUAGCAACUAAAUACAGCUCUGCCUGGCAGCUAGCGAACCCCAAAGUCAAAAUUCAGUCUAACUUUGGCGGUAAUAACAGAAAGGCCCUGCUUGUAGCUUUUGAGGCGAGUCUGGCAAAUUUACAGACAGGCUACGUGGAUAUCUUUUAUGUGCAUACUUGGGACUUUACCACCAGCCUCGCGGAGCUCAUGCACACCCUGCACGACCUUGUAUCGUCUGGAAAGGUGCUCUACCUUGGAGUGUCAAACACUCCAGCUUGGAUUGUUUCAAAAGCGAACGAAUAUGCGCGGCAACAAGGAUUAACUCCUUUCUCGGUCUAUCAAGGCCAAUGGUCCGCCGCCGAACGUGACGUUGAGCGUGAUAUCAUACCAAUGUGUAAUGAUGAGGGCAUGGCCUUUAUGCCUUACGGUGUUCUGGGAUCUGGAUACUUUCGAACAUCCGCUCAACGAGCAGAAGAGAAGCAGAAUCCAGCAGCAAAGCGAGAAGGCCGCAAUAUCGCUUUUAUUGAUAAGCCCGAAAAGGCCAUCGCUGCGGAUACCCUGGACGUCAUAGCUAAAGCUCGAGGCACCAAUAUCACGAGCAUUGCAUUAGCAUGGGCAAGGUCCAAACAGCCUUGGGUUUUUCCAGUCAUCGGAGGCAGGAAAAUCGAACAUUUGAAAGCAACCAUUGAUGCGUUGAGUAUCUCACUUACGGAGGAGGAGAUACAAAAGAUAGAGAAUGCUUUGCCUUUUGAUUUGGGGUACCCUCAGACGAUUCUUGGUGGACCAGGUGGUGCAACAAAGCCUGCAGAUGUCUGGCUGACCAAGCGGUUUGGACAUUUCGACUGGGUUUCGACACCACAGGCACCGAAGUCACAUCAGAAGUAA